GGGCGGGGCUCGAGUUUGAACUGCGCGGCGGGCCGGGCCGCGGGGUGGUCUCUGUUUCGUGAGUUCCGCGGGCGACGCGUGGCGAGCUUCGUGGCACCAUGUCCCCGGGCAGCGGGGUGAAGAGCGAGUACAUGAAGCGCUACCGGGAGCCGCGCUGGGACCAGUACGCGUCCUGCUACCGCGAGCUGCUGCGCUACCGCCUGGGCCGCCGGCUGUUGGAGCAGGCGCACGCGCCCUGGCUGUGGGACUCCUGGGGCCCCGACGGCGCCUCGGACGGCUCGGCCUCUCCGGCGGCCGACCCCUCGCCCCGGUGCGCGUCUGCCUCGCCCGUGGAGGCCCCGGAGGCCGGGGAGCGGGGCGCGGAGGCCCCAGAAGCCGCGGAGGCCCCAGAAGCCGCGGAGGCCGCGGAGGCGGGGGGCGCGGAGACCCGGGACCAGCAGGACGCUGCGCUGCCAGAAGCACUGCCAGUGGAAGACGUAGAAGAAAAACCCAAACAACACACCAAAAAGGAAGAGACAGAUAGGCUACCCACCAGUGUCAAACCUCGACAGCAGCCAAGUGCCUUAUUUGCCAGAGGAAACAGGAAAGCCCCCAAAAGUCCCCAGAGGUCAUUGAGUAAAAUAAAAGAAAACAAGCACCCCUUUGCUCUUUACGGCUGGGGAGAAAGACAGACAGACACUGGGAGCCAGAAGACCCACAAUGUCUGUGCAUCUGCCCCUGUGCGUGAGAUUCAUGAGUCAGCAUUACGAGCCAAGAGCAGAAGACAGGUGGAGAAACGGAGACUGGCUGCACAGCGGCAGCGUGCCCACUCAGUGGAUGUGGAGAAGAACAGAAAGAUCAAGGCCUCCCCAGGGUCUUUGGCAGACAACCCUUGGGUGACCGAGUACAUGCGAUGCUACUCGGCCAGGGCAUAGAUAAGAAGACAAGACAAAAACUAUUAAACCAGAGUGGACAUAGGUUGAAGAAACCAACUGGUUAUGCAAGGCUUUUCUUUGGGAAUUUUCAAAAGAUUAUUUUAUUUUGUUGAAUAUUGGUCACCUACCUCAGCAGUAGGGCAGACAGUUGAAGCCAUAGACAUUUGGUUAUUUAUGAAGACAAAUCCCUAAACCUCUGAUAUUCUUGGAAGAGUUUUGUUUUAAAGCAUCUUAAUCUUUUAAUAUACUGACACCAAAUGCCUUUAAUUGGCUACAGAUGCUUACCAUCCCAUGUCCUCUACAAGGAAGGUGGAGCCCGUUAUCAUCCUGUUCCCAGUUACUUCAGAUGCCAUGGUAGUAAGAUCAUUCCAUCCUCCAACAUAAGACUCAUUUUUACUUACUUCGGUGUACUUUUCUUUGCGAAAAAGCAUCAAAGAAUUUGUAAUGAAACUGGAACUUUGGUAGAUCCUGAGAAGUCAAAUUUGUAUUUUAGUUCACAUCACUUUCAUGUAGAUUGUGAUAUUUAAAAAUUAUCUGGGCUGGGUGAGGGUCACUUUUUCUCUUUACAUUAUCAUCUAGGCACUUAAUAGUGUAAUAGUUCAGAUACAUUCCAGUAAGUGAGUGGCAGUGCAAUAUGUGUGUAGAGUAGUAAUGAAGCUUCUUUUGAGUCAAAGAGUGUCACAUUUUCUUAAUUGCAAGAUUUUUUUUUAAGCACACACAAGGUACAGUCUGGUCUUUUGACAUGCACCCGCUGUGGACUUUUGCCUCUUCUGUAACAGCUGGCCAUGACAUUGGGAACUUAAAAUCUGAAGUUAUGUGUAAUGCACUGAGAUUGUUUGGUCCAUGGAGGGGGUGCAAUAGUAAGACACCCAUUAGGGAUGUUGCCCACCCCCACCCCAUCCCCUUGCUGUCUGUACUUUUUCUUCUGAAGAACUCAACAAAGUCUUGAUGUACAAUACUUUAGGUUGAAUACAUUACUAUUUGAUUCCUGGCUGGUAGAUCUUAGCUAAACCUUAACAGGAGAGUGGUGCAAUGUGUAAAUAGUGCUUCUUCCCUUUAGUAUAGCUGCUUUUUGGGUAAAAAAAUGGUUUUAGAAAAAGAUUGUUUCUCAUCAAAUGGGAGUGUUCUCUGUCCUGCACAAGAACAUCUCCUAGAAGGAUUUGUGGUAUGUUCUUUCAAGAUCAGAAAGGUACCAUGCCUAUGCCCGCUUAGCGUCUGAAGACGUGUGGAUGAAAACUUGGUGUUAGGUGUGAGGUUGAGCUUAUUCUUGAUAUUUUUACUCUGAGACUUUGAAGUAUGAUAAUUUUCAGAACACAAGCUGGUUACAUUUCACAUAAAACUGUCACAUUGUCAUCUUGUAACUGUUGAGCUUUAAAGAUGCAUACUGAAGGAUUGUGAGGGUUUAAGAAAAAAACCCUUUAAGAUAUUUGUGAAUUUUUGCAUAGUCCCUUCAUGUAGAGAGUUCUAGUCAUUGAUAUGUAUAUUUAAUGAGAAAAUUCUACAUGUUGUCCAAUACGACCUUGCUCAUAAUUCUGGUGGAUUGUGGUGGUAACCCUUGUAAGUCUGCACACUGCAGGUAUGCGAAGAUCAUGUGACUGUGGCACCUGUGACGACGGUUAGGCUGUUUUGUGAAAACUUCCUGUAGAGCCAUGUCUCGCAGGUCAUCUUGCCAUCCAUUGUGGAUGAGUCACAUGUGACAGUGUCUGAUGGGUUGGGAGUGGCAAAGCCCUCAUAGGUGGGCUGCCUAACCUACCAGAUUGUGAAUAGUUGGACUUUCUCGCUAGCUUAGAAAACAGACUUGCGUUUGUGCUUAACACUGAAAACUCCAAACGGAGGAGGUGGAUCUAGAAGACAAUAUUGUGUACCACCCUCCCUUUUUUUUAAGUAGAGGAAAAAUAAACACAAUUUUUGAAGAAUUUUUAAUGCACCCCAAAACAAGUAAGUAUGAAUUAGUUAUGAAUCCCCCUCCUAUGUUCAAGUGCUUAAUGGUUAAGAUUUCUUUUCCCCUUUUUAAAAAAGACUGGCAAUUAUCUUUUGAUACUUAAAAUUAUCUAUGAAAUUUUUAAAGUUCUAAUAAUUUUAUGGUCAUACCUUUUUUAUUCUAAGAAGUAAUGUGGUUUUAAUCAUGUUUCUAAUUCUUGGGACAAAAUGCAAGAUAGUGAGAGUUCAAAAUUACCUUUCAUGUUGGAAAAUGUCUAAAAAUGUUUGAGAAUCAAGUGAAAUUUAAAAAAUGCUACAUAAAUCUUUUUAAAUUUUUAAGUUUUUAAUUAAAACAAUUUGUCCUAAA
Messenger RNA from Heterocephalus glaber (naked mole-rat), 3201 nucleotides. RefSeq names its product centriole, cilia and spindle associated protein (gene Ccsap). Lineage: Eukaryota; Metazoa; Chordata; Mammalia; Rodentia; Bathyergidae. Gene Ontology annotation, molecular function: microtubule binding. The record is from RefSeq and is a predicted model, not a curated record. Gene Ontology annotation, biological process: regulation of mitotic spindle assembly. Gene Ontology annotation, cellular component: spindle; axon; centriole.